AUGAGCUUCGCGCAGAAGUUGUUGGACGGAAAGGUCUUCGGACGAGCUCUCCACGGAGGCCAGCGAGUCACCCGAAAGACUCUUAACUCUCUUGUCGGAAAGAACAACUUCGCCUGGCAGGAACUCCGACCCCCAAGCGCCUCCGAGCUCUCCUCUGGUCUCCAGAGCAUCCUCCGUGCUCCCACCAACCUUGCUUCCGGCAAGCUCAACAUCUCCGGAAUGACCACCACUGAAGCCGCUCAGUACUCGCUCGUCUUCUUCGAGAUCUACUGCUGGUUCAUCGUUGGCGAGUGCAUCGGCAAGGGCGGCAUCGUCGGCUACUGGGUCUAA
Molecule: messenger RNA, 330 nt
Organism: Oikopleura dioica
Lineage: Eukaryota; Metazoa; Chordata; Appendicularia; Copelata; Oikopleuridae
Source: the annotation of a GenBank genome assembly